UGUGUUAGCGCGUAGUCUAUUAUAUAUGCACACGGGGUCUUAUCUUUUGAGUUCAGAAGCUCAAAAAGAAAGUUCUCUCAUAGACUUGUAUCGAAGUCGAAAGUAAGCAUCUGAAGCUAACACAGAUAAUGGAAGAGAGAAUGUCAGGCUUUUGUAUCACAAAAGCUGGUCGUGGUGGUGGUAGUGGCAAUAACUGUGGCACAGGAACUAAAUGUGGGCGUUGGAAUCCUACUACCGAACAAGUUAAACUUCUAACUGACUUGUUCCGGUCUGGGCUUCGAACCCCAAGUACUGACGAGAUCCAGAACAUCUCCACCCAGCUUAGUUUUUAUGGCAAGAUCGAGAGCAAGAACGUUUUUUACUGGUUUCAAAAUCAUAAAGCUAGAGAAAGACAGAAGCGGCGCAGGGUUUCUGUUGAUGAGAAGGAUGCCAUGAUUCGUAGAGAUGACAGAUUUUCUUCUGCGCGAUAUUUUACUGAGAUCAAUCAUGUGAACGAACCAGAAAGAGUGAUUGAGACUCUCCAACUUUUCCCUUUAAACUCCUUUGAUGAAGCGGGACCAGAGAAAUUCAGGUUGCAAGCAAAUGAAUGCAAUGAAGCUGCAGCUGCAUUUUCUUAUAAAUUUGGUACAGAAAUGGAUCAUCCACAUUUAGAUCUGCGAUUAAGCUUUGCGUAGAAUUUAAAAUGGUUGUAAUAAUGAUUCGAAGAAUAUUAGUUUUAGCAUGGAUGGUAAAAAAAUGGAGGUAGCAAGUACUUGAAGUUGGUUUUUUUUCUUUUUAUUUAUUUAUAUAUAGUUCUUUAAAUA
Populus euphratica (Euphrates poplar) is the source of this 803-nucleotide messenger RNA. Its product is annotated as WUSCHEL-related homeobox 7-like. The transcript has 3 exons. Lineage: Eukaryota; Viridiplantae; Streptophyta; Magnoliopsida; Malpighiales; Salicaceae. The coding region runs from base 129 to 674 and encodes 181 amino acids. Gene Ontology annotation, molecular function: DNA-binding transcription factor activity; DNA binding. Gene Ontology annotation, biological process: plant organ development. The record is from RefSeq and is a predicted model, not a curated record.